AUGAACGAAAAAAUUAAAGCUGUAAUUGAGAAUAAAAAAUAAAAUACCUUUUGGAAAGCCAUAUCUAAGCAUAUAAAAAGUGCAGAUAAAUUUGGUCAUCCAAUUUAGUUGAAGUAUAAAAAUAGAUCUACAUAUAACACGCUAUUCGGUGGGAUUAUCACCCUUAUUGCUCGACUAGGCAUUUUCAUCUACUUUCUAUUGGCUAUAAUAGAUGUGACUUAGAAGAAGAGUUUUGUGAAAAAUUCUUUGGUAAUAAGAGAUUUAGCUUUAGAUGAGACUGAGUUCAAAAUUGAUACUGAUAACUUUGAUAUUGCGGUCCAAUUAAAAUAUUCGGUUAAUGAUCCAAAAGUAUAAAAUAAUCUUGGUGCAUAUGCUUAUGUAUCAGUGAACAAAUAUUCAAUGCAAUAUAUAAUGAAUAAUGGUUCUCUCACAUAUAACCUUAAAAUUGAUCGUCUUAAUCUAAGUAAUAAUAUUGAUUCUUUCAUAUCUUUUAUAGUACCUUGUGAGGCUAAUCGAUUCUUAGGUGAAAAAGAGUAAACAAAAAAGUUAGGCAUUACUAAUUAUUUCUAUUGUCCUAAGACAAUUAAUGCUACUUUAAAGGGAAGUUUGUCCAGUUCAUCCUCAAAGUUUAUUACUGUUAGUGUUCAUUGA
Molecule: messenger RNA, 651 nt
Organism: Stylonychia lemnae
Lineage: Eukaryota; Ciliophora; Spirotrichea; Sporadotrichida; Oxytrichidae
Source: the annotation of a GenBank genome assembly